This is a messenger RNA of Entamoeba nuttalli P19, 972 nucleotides long. RefSeq names its product 1-acyl-glycerol-3-phosphate acyltransferase, putative. The record is from RefSeq and is a predicted model, not a curated record. Gene Ontology annotation, molecular function: 1-acylglycerol-3-phosphate O-acyltransferase activity. The transcript has 2 exons. The coding region runs from base 1 to 972 and encodes 323 amino acids. NCBI's taxonomy places the organism in Eukaryota, Evosea, Mastigamoebida, Endamoebidae. Gene Ontology annotation, cellular component: endomembrane system.
AUGGUUGAUACAACAAACAUUACACAUAAAAUAGUGUUAAUUUUAAAAUAUUAUUUUGCAUAUUGUUUUGUUGCUUCAGUAUUUCUUCAAAUUACCAUUCUACUAAUAAUGGAUGUAAUUUGUUUACCUCUUUACUUUAUAUAUAGACCAAUUUAUCAGUGGAUAUUCCAACGAGUAACGGAAGUAUAUAUGAUGUAUUUUCCAUUAAUAUUUUAUUAUAUAAUAGGUAAUAGAAUUAUUGAAACAGGUGAUGAAUUAAUUCCAAAUGAAAAUGCACUUUUCUUAUGUAAUCAUACACACUUUUAUGACUUUCUUCCAAUAGUUAUUGAAGCACCACGCUGUGGUAGAAUUGGUGCGAUGAGAUUUUUUAUGAAAGAAGAAAUAAGUAAAAUACCAUUAGUAGGAUUUGGAUUUUAUAUGAUGGAUAGUGUUUAUUUAAAAAGAAAUUUCCAAGAUGAUAAACCUUAUAUUCUUGAAACAUUCAAAAGAUUCAGAAAUAAAUAUUACCCUUUUUGGUUAACUAUUUAUCCUGAAGGUACUCGUGUAAAACCUCAAAAAUUAAUAGAAUCUCAACAAUACUGUAAAGAUAAUAAUAUUCCAAUUUAUGAAAAUUUAUUACAUCCACGUCCUACUGGUGUUAUUGUUACUUUACAACAACUUAGAAAUGUUAUUCCUUAUGUUUAUGAUAUUACGUUAGGUUAUCCUGUAAAACCAUCACCAUCUUGUUGUUUCUUCCCAGGAGAAGGAAUUACAAUUCAUAUGAAUAUUCAUAAAAUUAAUGUCAAAGAUAUUCCAGAAGAUGAAGAAUCAUUAAAACGUUGGUUAGAUGAUUUAUGGGUAGAAAAAGAUAAAUUAAUGAGUUAUUUUAAAGAACAUAAAGAAUUCCCAGGAGAACCUCGUAAGCCACCAUUUAAAUUUACUUGGGCAGAUUUUACUGGUUAUAUGACACCAGAAUGUUUUACAAAACCUUAA